Molecule: messenger RNA, 3260 nt
Organism: Onychomys torridus (southern grasshopper mouse)
Lineage: Eukaryota; Metazoa; Chordata; Mammalia; Rodentia; Cricetidae
Gene: Natd1
Product: N-acetyltransferase domain containing 1
Exons: 3
Coding region: 95-427 (110 amino acids)
Source: RefSeq, a predicted model, not a curated record
UCACAGCUGAUUUCCGGCCCCGCCCCCUUCCCCGGCCCGCGCCGCCCGAGAGUCAGUUCGCUGCGGCCCGCGGUCCCCAGUCUCGGCGCGCGCGAUGGCGCAUGCGGCCCCGCCGAGCGCGCUGGAGCAGGGCGGCCCCAUCCGCGUGGAACACGACCGCCAACGCCGCCAGUUCUCCGUGCGCCUCAACGGAUGUCAUGACCGGGCUGUCCUGCUCUAUGAGUAUGUGGGCAAGCGGAUCGUAGACCUGCAGCACACAGAGGUCCCAGAUGCUUACCGUGGGCGUGGCAUUGCCAAGCACCUGGCCAAGGCUGCCUUGGACUUCGUGGUGGAGGAAGACCUGAAGGCCCAUCUCACCUGCUGGUACAUCCAGAAGUACGUCAAGGAGAACCCCCUGCCACAGUACCUGGAGCGCCUACAGCCAUGACCCUGGCCACUGUGUGCAGGAGUGCACCCUGUGGGCCUUCCACGUGGGCCUCAGCCAGCUCAUGUGCUCUCAGGAACCUGUUCCCAUGGGGACAGGCUCAGAGUUAUUUUUGCAAGGACACUCAUCCGCAGCCCUCAUCCAGGAUUCUGGGGACCAGCUGCUGGCUGAGGAUGUGUGGAUAUCCAGAGUGGGAUGAAGGGCAGGCCAAGUGGCCGAGGCCCUCCUCCUGCCAGCUGCACAUCCCCUCUAGCCUGGCUACUGGGUCCCUGCUCAGAUCAGCAAGAGGGUGAGGUCGAGUCCCUGGCACCACCUCCUGGAGCUGUGUCCUUUCUGCAAAUGAGGAGGGUGUUCCUGGAGCCAAGAAGAACAACAGGAACCCUAUGUGCCAGCUUCCCAAGGUGGGGGUGCCAAGCCUUAGCCGCUGCCAGUGCUAACCCUUUCUCUUUCUCAGACUUCUGUGCCGUGGCACAGGCAGUGGAGUGGCAGCAGAGGGCAGCCGAUCCUGGUGUGUGAGAGAGCUCUGGCCCAGGCCCAUCCGUGGGCAUGCACACCAACACACGAGCACAGAGACAGGGCAAGUGACAGUGAACACCUUCCUCUCUUUGGUUACCCACACUGUUUGGCUUCUCGUGUGGGUUCUACAAGGAAACAAGGUCCCUGUCUGAGGGUCUGCCUUCCCGUGGAUCCAUCUGCUGGAGCCAGUUCCGAGGAUAGUGUGGGUCUGCCGAGCAGUGCAGUCCCUUGGCCCUCUCUGGCCUUCCAGCUGCACUGCCAGGCCUUUCUUGUGGGUCACUUUGGAGAAGGGUGGGAGAGUGGCACACAAAAUCCAUUUUAUAUCUUCUCUUGUGCUCCUGGCUUCUGGUUAUCUCCCCAUGGCUGCUUAGGCCACUCCAGACACCUUCCUACUCUUCAGGAGUGCUGACAUCUGGACCAGGAGGCCAUACUUCCCGCCUGGGAAUCCUUAAGCUUGGAAUCCUGAGCCUCACUCACCACUGCAGUCAUGGGCAUGGAUCCUUAUGGUCCCCACCCUCAGCAUCUCCCUACCUCCUGCACCCCUGGCUCUUACCCUGUUCUUGUUGCCCCUUUUCUACCCUCCUAGAAUUCCAGGAUAACUCAGCAUACCUCCCCUGCCCUUCUCUGUCUGCCAGGGACUCUUUUCAGGGUCCAGACAAACCCUGAGCCUCUAGGAAGACAUUGCUGUCAGUAUUCUGCCAGCUGUGGUGGCAGUGUGUCUACAACACAAUACUUGAAUGAGGGUCCUGAGUCAUGUGGACCCAAGAAGAGUGGCUGGGCUUCCUGAGUGGACUUGUUUCGAGUCCCUGCAGGUGGCCUGAGCAGUCUCGCUGCCUUGGCAACUUUAAAGUUCCACUGCCCGUGCCCAGAGGCUUCCCACCUUGCGGUGUAGCAAUAACCAUAUCUCUGCCUCUUCCUCUUGGCCAAUACUGCCCAACUGGGCCACUCUGGUGCUACCCCAUCUGCCUUCCCACCCUACCCCCAACACUGGCUCCAUGUCCCAGCUCACUCCAGGAGCCACGUGGUUAGGCACUGGUCACUCUAGGUUUGUGUUCCUUCAGUAGGUCUGUGCUGCAGUCAGAUCUCACCUGGGAUUUCUCUUCCUUGCCCAGUCUACACAGGCAGUAACUCAUGUGCCUUUCUACUCUGAACCUGCCACCAGUAGUACCUGGGCCAAGGCUGGUCUUGGGACCUACAUCCCCCUCACUUUUCUGACUUUUGAACACGUUGCAUGAUCCUGUUGGUAACUAAUAAAAGACUGAGGCACAGCGAGGUCAGGGAGCCCCAGAGUGAAGGAAUAAGGGGAAAUAGAUUGUGUAGGAGGCAGUCCUCCCUGGUGUCCAGCCUGUUUCUUGGUCCUCAGUACUACCUGCAUAGUGGGACAGCCCCACUUGAGGGGAGUCUAGGCUCUGAAGGCUGCCAUGGCCUGACUGAGGUCUCCCAGCACAAUAGUGGUAAUUAGCAUCAGGAUCCCAGCCCAGGUCUGGAUAACUUUGCCAUCUUCGUCCCUUCUCCUUGCCUAGGCAGCAGCUUUACAGGGAUUCCUAGAAGAGGUCAUGGUGCCACACUAGCCUCUGACACAAGCUGCUGCUCUUUGCCCUGAAGUUGGUCAUUUGUCGAUUCCUGGCCCAACAUUGGUAAAUAGGGAAUCUGCUCAUGUGAGCACCUCCUUAGUGGGACCUAACCCACAGACUUGGGUAGCUAGUGAACUGAGAAAGAGGCACAGCAGUUGCAGCUCCUUGUGGUUUACCCCCACUUUAGUUCUCAUGGAAAUCCCCAGAGACACCAGUUAUUAGGCCUGUUUUGCAGAUGAAGGGACAGGGACAGAUUGAAGGGAUAACCAGCCUGCAACCCACACAGCUAGACAGCCCAGGAUCCAAAACUAGUCCCUGUCCCCUAGAUGGUUCCUAGCUCAUGUAUUAUGGUCAGAUGUCUACUUUGGGAGACAAAUGACAUCAGUAAUACAUAGAUAAAAUUUUUAGCAAUUCCCUUAUUCCUUUGAAGGACUGAGAUAGGGCUCUGUCUUGAAUUAUAAGGUACAUGGCCAAUAUCCAGAAGUCUGGCUUGAGAACAGGAACACUCCCCUGGAGCACCAGGCCACUCACCUAUUGUUCCUCAGAUCAGGACUUGGGCUGGUUCGAGACCUCCCACAAGUCCUUUUACUCAGGGUCCUACUUCCAGCUCAAUGCCCUAUGUUUCAUACACGAGAUCCCGCGAGGCUGGCAGUUGACUUUUAACUGCAACCUCUAGGAUCACAUUUAGGGGUUUCAGCUGUGUCCUAUGGCUUCAAGAUAUUAAAGAUGCUUUUCUGGUUGUCAGA